Molecule: messenger RNA, 1419 nt
Organism: Amphiprion ocellaris (clown anemonefish)
Lineage: Eukaryota; Metazoa; Chordata; Actinopteri; Pomacentridae
Product: cilia- and flagella-associated protein 20-like
Exons: 6
Coding region: 665-1249 (194 amino acids)
Biological process (GO): regulation of cilium beat frequency involved in ciliary motility; cilium assembly; positive regulation of cell motility
Cellular component (GO): ciliary basal body; motile cilium
Source: RefSeq, a predicted model, not a curated record
AAAUAAUAUUUGAAUUUCCCUCGGGAUUAAUAAAGUAUCUAUCUAUCUGUCUGUCUGUCUGUCUGUCUGUCUGUCUGUCUGUCUGUCUGUCUGUCUGUCUGUCUGUCUGUCUGUCUGUCUGUCUGUCUGUCUGUCUGUCUGUCUGUCUGUCUGUCUGUCUGUCUGUCUGUCUGUCUGUCUGUCUGUCUGUCCUUUGGACAAGAAUUUAUUUUUCUCAACAAACCAUAUAUUUAAUUGUUAUUUAGACUUCUUGAUAGACAUCUCAGUUUUAUUUUUUAAAAAAUUUGCAUCUUGUUCGUUUCCAGCCAUGAUUAGAAACCGCUAAAGCUUCUUGUAACCAUGGCGACAGAGAUGCGUCAACAUUUAAGAACCGGUGUGAACAACAGCUAGAGAUUUCCGUUCCCCAGCAACGCAAAAAUAACGAAAACGUCCGUUGAAAAGACGAGUUGGGGAUAUAUCAAUACACACAUACUCAGAAAUGUUUUAAAACGCGUGAAAUCUCUUAUUUUCUGUCAGCGGAACGGGUUAAUUUGUAUCACACGAAAAACCAGCAGUGUUGGAUACGGAAGUAAACAAACGUAUCUGCUGUUAGCAACCAGCAUAGCAACGGUUGUAGCGGACUCAAACUCAUGUGCACAGCAGCUGUGUGCUAAGUUCAAAUAAGAUGUUUAAAAACACAUUUCAGAGCGGGUUUUUGUCCAUCUUAUACAGCAUCGGCAGCAAGCCGCUUCAAAUAUGGGACAAAAAGGUGAGGAAUGGUCACAUCAAUAAAGUUGCAGACAAUGACAUACACUCAAAUGUGUUGGAGAUCGAGGGAGCCAAUGUCAGCACCACCUAUAUUACAUGUCCUGCAGACCCCAAGAAGACACUGGGCAUCAAACUUCCAUUUCUGAUCAUGAUCAUUAAAAACCUCAAGAAAUACUUCACAUUCGAAGUUCAGGUGUUGGAUGACAAAAACGUUCGACGGCGAUUUCGGGCGAGUAACUAUCAGAGUAUGACUCGAGUGAAGCCGUUUAUCUGCACCAUGCCCAUGAGGCUGGAUGACGGCUGGAACCAGAUUCAGUUCAACCUGUCAGACUUCACCAGGAGGGCCUAUGGAACCAAUUACACGGAGACGCUGCGUGUACAGAUUCAUGCUAACUGUCGUAUAAGGAGGGUGUAUUUCUCAGAUAGACUGUACGCUGAGGAUGAGCUCCCAGCAGAGUUUAAGCUCUACCUGCCUGUCCAGAACCAGAAGACCAAGCAGUAGAGCCUCUCAGCCUGCACUGUUCCUUCAGAUGUGAUGUAGAUUUUCUGAAAAGGUUUUACUUCUGUGUAGAUAAAUGAUGAACUUGAAAACAUUGUUAUAUUGUAAAUUUUGAGAUGAGUUUUCAGUAACAUCUUGUGCGACUCUUUGCACAAUAAAUCUUUUUUUAUGGA